AUCAUGAAUUUGAAUAAAUAAGAAUCAAAAUAAAUCCAAUAAUAAACCCAAUUGAUAAUCAAACAUAACCUCUAAAACUUCACGUCAAACCAACAAACAUAACCUACAAAAACUAACCUAUAAAAAAUCAUGUCAGAUCAGUACGGUAAAAUAAUAAGUUUAAUUUUACAAGAAAGAUUUGGAGAUGUCGUGGAAUCGGUUGCAAACUAUCUAUUUAGAUACGGUCCGAGUACAUUAUUCCAUCUUAAAAAAUUCACCGAAAUCCCCGUUUCAAAAAUUAAAGAUUCUCUUGCUGUACUUCUAAAAUAUAAUCUUGUAUCAACGAAAUCGAAACAUAACACAAUAAUGUAUACUUUAUUAAGUAAUAAAGUUCUUUUGAUGCUUCGAUAUCCAAAGUAUGUAAAAACAUUGAAAAAGAAGUUUGGUGUUGAAGCUGGAAUGGUGAUGGAAGAAAUUUUACAAAAAGGAUAUGUAAAACAUACCGAUUUGAUUGAUGCAGUUUUGUUGAGGUUAUCCACGAUAGGAAAUGGAAUACAUAAAAAUGUUUUAGAAGAAAAAAUUAAAUCUUUAGAAAUCGCAAAUUAUUUAAUUAAUUAUAAAAUAGGUGAAGAUAUAAAAGUUGAUGAGAAAAAACUUACCACUAAAGUUUACACAGUUAAUUUUGAUCGUUUCCACCAAGAUAUGCGAGAUGAACUAAUAGUCCAAGCGUUUGAAAAUAAAUUUGACUCAAAUGCGGGUGAAUUAAUAAGAUUAUUUAUCCAACAAAUGUAUGUCCGAACAGAACCUUGGGCAGAAACAUCAAACCCUGUUCCAACAUUAGAAGUUAAAGAUAUAGUGAAGAAAAUGAAUUCUUUUCCUUUAUUAUUAGCUUCAUUUGACCAUUACAUAACAGUGUUAGAUCAAGACACUUCAAAAUUUAUGCAAAAAGUAGGUGAAGCAAGCGGUGGGUCGUAUCAAUUAUGCAUGAAAGGAAUUUUUACAGUUUUUGCUUGGGAAAUUUGCGAACAAAUUGUUUUGGAAAAAUUUGAUUCAAAAGCAGCAAGAAUUUUUCGCUUGGUUAAAAACAAAUCGUACAUCGAACCAGAACAAAUUCAAAAAUUAGCCAUGAUCCCCGCAAAAGAAGCUAAAAGACUUUCGUAUCAACUUGUUGAGGAAAAUUUUUUUCAAAUACAAGAACUUAAAAAAGUCGCAAGUGCUAGCAAUACAGGCCCAAACAAGUCAUUCGUCUUAUUUCAUAUUCAAUUUAAUUGUUUGGUUAGAACAAUUAUUGAGAUGUGUUAUAAGACAUUGUUUAAUGUUAUGACAAGAAGGACGCAUUUUAAAUUUUUGAAUAAACGGAUUAUUGAUAAAAAACAGAGGAUUGAUACGAUUUUGUUGAGCAUGAAAGCUCAAGGUGCUGCUGAGGAACAACUUCAAGAUAUUGAAGAAAUGUUAACACCACCUGAACGUGAGGUUUUAGCCAAAAUUGAAAUAUCAUUAAAAAAAUUAAAUGCUUUAGAAAUUGAAAUUGAUGAAACUUUGUUUUAUUUGGAAUUAUAUUUACAUUAUCAAUAA
Molecule: messenger RNA, 1554 nt
Organism: Onthophagus taurus
Lineage: Eukaryota; Metazoa; Arthropoda; Insecta; Coleoptera; Scarabaeidae
Gene: Polr3C
Product: RNA polymerase III subunit C
Biological process (GO): DNA-templated transcription
Cellular component (GO): RNA polymerase III complex
Molecular function (GO): single-stranded DNA binding
Source: RefSeq, a predicted model, not a curated record